AAGCGUCAAGAAGAAGAGAGAAAGAGAAGAGAAGAGGAAGAGAAAAAAAGGUUGGAAGAAGAGAGAAAGAAAAAGGAAGAAGAAGAAAGAAAGAGAAAAGAGGAAGAAGAACGUAUACGUAAAGAAACUGAACAAAAAGCAAAAGAAGAGGCUGAACGAUUGGCUAAAGAGAAACAAGAUCUAGAGGAAAAAGCUGCCCAGGAGAAAAAGAAGAAAGAAGAGGAGGCUAUAAAGCAAAAAAAAUUACAAGAGGAGCAGGAAGCUAAAAAGGGUAAAGGCAUAACAAACUAUCUUGAAGUUGAACAACAAUUCCUACAUUAUAAAGAAUUAAUCCAAAAGAUAAAAUCAGAUAUUGUUUUGAAAGUUAAAUCAGAUUUAUCAACUAAAAAUGCCAUUUCAAAACAUAAAAGAAAAAUCAAUCCAAAGUUUGGUCAAUUAACAAAUAGUUUAUCCCAAUUAUCACGCAUAAGUAAUGAAGUUAUCACAUUAAUCAAUGAAACAAAACCAAAUGAACUAGCUUUCAAAUGGAUAAUGAAUUUUGUGGCAAAAGCCAUAGUGGCACAAUCUGAAACUGAAGUUCGUGCUCAUGCAAGUUCUUCAUUACCAUUGGGUAAAUUAGCUUUGAAUUUGAUGGUGGAAUUUCCUGAAUUGAAAGAAUUUUUAAUUGCUAGAUUUGUGAAAAAAUGUCCAUUUGUAAUUGGAUAUACAUGUGCAAUUGAUACAGAGGAAGGUCGAUUACGUAUGGGUUGGAAAAGGCAUGAUGGUAGUAAAUGGGAAGAUGAAGUUAGUUAUGAUGAAAGAAUGGCUGGUAUGAUGACCGUAUAUAGUGUCUUGACGAGAUUACCAUUAGAUGCUAAAUAUUACAACAAUUUGGAACAUCCAUUACCAAUUUCAAAUGGAUGGAUCAUGUUGGCAAGAAUUGUGAAUCAACCCAAUAAUUUAUUAACAAAUGCACAUUUUAUGGUUAUUUCAUCUUGGUGGGAAGCUUCCGCAUUUGAAUUCACUCAAGUUUAUGGCAAACAAGGUGUCAAAAUGUUGAAUUUAUUAUGGACGUCAUGGGUACAGUCGGUCGAGGAUAAGAAAUUAUCGGCUGCAAAGACUUUACAAACCAUAGGAGAAGAUUGGAGUCAAACUGGGAAAAUUAACAAGUUUGACGAGAUG
Hansenula anomala is the source of this 1161-nucleotide messenger RNA. Its product is annotated as nucleoporin GLE1. Gene Ontology annotation, cellular component: cytoplasm; nuclear pore; nuclear pore cytoplasmic filaments. Gene Ontology annotation, biological process: regulation of translational termination; regulation of translational initiation; poly(A)+ mRNA export from nucleus. The record is from RefSeq and is a predicted model, not a curated record. NCBI's taxonomy places the organism in Eukaryota, Fungi, Ascomycota, Saccharomycetes, Phaffomycetales, Wickerhamomycetaceae. The annotation marks the transcript as partial. Gene Ontology annotation, molecular function: phospholipid binding; translation initiation factor binding; inositol hexakisphosphate binding. The transcript has a single exon.